Messenger RNA from Cuscuta epithymum, 3448 nucleotides. NCBI's taxonomy places the organism in Eukaryota, Viridiplantae, Streptophyta, Magnoliopsida, Solanales, Convolvulaceae. The record is from the annotation of a GenBank genome assembly.
AACCGCAUUUCUCAUCCUACCUAGUUCAAUUUCCUGCUGGUCAGGCUGACAGUGUGCAGCUGCAGUACAAAACCCUAAAGUUCCAUUCUGCAGCUUAGUUAACGGUGCUCUGACGUUGUUGGAAUACCAGAAGCUCCCAGUAUCUUAUACGGAGUAUAUAUAUAGCUGAGGGCUUGAGCGGUUCGACGCCGACUGUUGGAAUUCUGGCUCUAUUGCAGAGUUUAUCGCAGCUCAACCCCUUUUUUGCACACUUGGGCAGCCUUUCUUUCUUAGUUUAUAAUAAUAGUUUUCAAUUUAUCUGUUGUGGCUGCUAAAGAGCCUUUCAUUCAUUCGAGGAUGCAUUCUACCUAAUUUUAUCUUGGAUAAAGCUUCCUUUCUCCGAAAAUAGAAGAGAAAAACACAGCUAAGAAACUAUUAUUACCUUGCCCCUUAGAAUGGGGAGCCAGGACUUAAGGGAGAGCGGAGUAGUGGGAAAUGGGGUUGGUGCAACUUCUUUUCCCAGUGCUGAAUCGGAGCAAAUGGCAGAUGAUGCAACGGAAAGCAUGAAUUUGGGUGAUGAUAUUUUGCAGGAUCUUGAUUUGUACUGGGAUGACAUUAAUGGCCGGUUAUUGGUGUCACGGAUGGUUAAUGAUUCUGUCAUUAAGGGGAUGGUGGGUGCUGUAGAACAAGAAGCGGCAGAGAAAGUCAGGGACAAGGAAAUGGAGAUGGCCAAGUUGAAAGAACAUUUUGACUUUCAUGUCACUGAAAUUAAUGGAGUCGAGUUUAGAGGAUCACAUGUGUUAUCAUCAAAUAAUCCAGAAAGUGCGCAACACAUUGCCUUAUUGGAUGGAUUUACUUUGGAUGGGAAGAAGAUGGACUCUUUGACUGGGCUAAGAAAUUUAGUAAAAGAGCAGUUUGAGAAAAUUAAGAAUGACAUGUAUGAGGUCAAAGACCACAACUCGCUCAGGAGGAUAGGCUCUGGGUCUGAGUUGGUUGGGUUGGGUGGUAUUCUCCCGGAAAAAGAAUCUCAAAGCUGGGUUCAUGUGGACAAAACAAUAAACAACCUUGAAACGACUGUUGAUAGUAUCUUUGGUUGUGUGGAUGACAUACUUCAAUUGUCAAAGGUAUCAUUUUUUGAGUUCAAAAUGGAGAAAGACCUGCAAAGAAAGGUUGAGAACAUGGUGACACAGAAUCUUUGGAGGAGUUUUCUAGAAGAUUUUGAGAACCAAAUAUGGGGUCAAAACACUCAGAUGUGCGCCAUGCAGCUUGAAAAGCUCAGCGAAAUCCGUAGCUUACGUGCUGACUUGGUUGGUAUUUUAAAAUUAUUGUCUAGCACAGAAGGUGGGAAUUUGACAUCUCUUGGAUCACAUGAUAUGGAUGGAUUUCACAAUAAGAUCUCAAGAGACCAUGGUAUGUCUUCAAAGUCUCACGAGGGAAAUGAUAAAGUAGAACAUUCAAGAACUGAUGUCCCCCACAGCUUUGAAGCUGCACAGUUGAAGCACUUGUCAAAGGAGGCUCUGGUAAGCUACUUUAGUGACAUGAUUACAAAAAUGAAGAGAGACCAUGAGUCUAUUUUGCAAGAAAAAACAGAAGAAUUGUUUACUCUAAAGGCAGAAUUCCUAAGACUUAGGGAAAGAGGUUCAAAUGUGUCACACAGGAAGGACAAGGAACUUGAUGUACUCAGGAAAAAGAUACCAGAAAUUCUUUCAAAACUUGAUGAUAUCCUUUUGGCGAAUGAGAAAUGUCCUCCAAUCCACUGCAAGGAUGAAAAUGUAUGCAAUUUGAAGAAUAGGCUCGAAAGCCUUCUUUCUGAAAACUGUCGUCUUAGAGAUUCUCUAGCAAUUAAGAAAAAUGAAUUGAAGUGUCUUUCCUCCAGGGUUUCGGAUGCUUCUGAGAAGAUGCUUAAGCACUCUAUGGAUGAAACUAAAAUGCAAAGACUUGUAGACAAUCUCAAUUUGAUCGUUGAAGAUGUAGGUAUAGAAUCUUCAAUAAGAGAGGAAGUAUAUAAAUGUUUCAUGAGGGAUCAUAUGCAGCUUCAUUUGUCGAAAGAAAUUUAUGAUACUAUGUCCAGAGAAGCUGGUGUAGAAGCUGAAAGCACUUGCAUAGUUGAAAUGGAAGAUUCAGACUGCGAGUCCUUGAUCAUGCAAGAAAUGUAUGCAGUGAUUUAUGGUGAAGCAAUCGUGACUCUUGAAAAAAGUAUCAAAGAGUUAUAUGGAGAGUAUUUAAAGGAACGCGAGACUCGAAUUUCUCUACAGUUGCAAGCUUCUCAAAGGGAAAAUGAGUUUACAUUGGAGGCUGAUGAGAAAAUCAAGUUGAAGGAAGAACUAGUUGCAUUGAAGAAGUCAUUGGACGAAAAAGACAGAAUGGCGAGUGAUAUUUCAACUGCAUUAGCAAAGGAGAGGGAUCAAUUUGACCUUGUAUCUCUAGAGCUGAAUUUUCUAAGAGAACAGGUGACCAAGCAGCAAAGUUUAGCUUCUGAAAAUGAUGUGAAAUUAGAUCUUGUGAAGGGUCAACUGCUACAAGCAUUAAUAGAAAUUGAAGCAUUUAGGGAUGAAGCAAAACAAAAGGUGGACGAGUUGAACGAAGCUAAUCAUCAAAGAAGGAUGGCACUUGCUCUUUCUGAGGAGAAGCAAAGCAAUUUGUUAUUACUAGAAUCCAGGGAAGAAGAAUUAAGAAAAAAAAUGGAAGUCAUAAAAGGGAUUGUAUGUGAGCUUUCAACAAUGUUUGCUGGUUUUGAGUUCAAGGUGACUGAGAGAAUCAGUGAAAACAAAUUUAGAUUGGAACAUUCACAAGGCAAGUUGAAAUCACUUGUCAAGAAAGCAAAUUUGCUUAGAAAAAGGGAUUUAAUCUGUCAACAAUCACUUGAAAAGAGAUCUUCAGACCUUCAAAUGGCCGAGGCCGAGGUUGAUCUUCUUGGCGAUGAGGUGGAUGUACUUUUGGGCCUGCUUGAAAAGAUUUAUAUAGCACUUGACCAUUACUCACCUAUUCUACAGCACUAUCCCGGAGUCAUUCAAAUCCUGAAGCUGAUCAGAAGGGAAUUGGGUGGAGAAUAUACUAAAGCUGUGUAAUUGUUUCAUCUGUGAGAAAAUAAAUAUAUAAGUAUUACUUCAAGAAAUCUUUCCGACUGAUGCCUCAAGCAACUCCGCUCAACAGGAAUGGAAGGUGUAAUGCUAUCCUUUUAACCAGUCGAAGAAACUUCCGCUUAUUUUUGUUUGUAUACGGGAUCUUUCAAGGGAUUGUCUUCUUUAGGGAAUUACGGGUUUCUGUAUAGAGUUUACAUGUUUACCUUCCAUAAUGAAAUAGAAGCAGAUCGUUAUAUAUUUCACUGCACCUGAAUACUUUUCUUUUUGUUUUGUAGCUGUGACUCCUGUGAGAAGCUUUUUUAUUUGAAUAUGAUCUGUUUAAAAAAAUUAGUCCUUUUUAAAAAGGCAUGCGUGUGUCCAAGCAAACAAGCAUAAAUCAAUAAAAA